Messenger RNA from Amorphotheca resinae ATCC 22711, 639 nucleotides. RefSeq lists its product as hypothetical. Lineage: Eukaryota; Fungi; Ascomycota; Leotiomycetes; Helotiales; Amorphothecaceae. The record is from RefSeq and is a predicted model, not a curated record. Bases 124 to 639 code for a protein of 171 amino acids. Gene Ontology annotation, cellular component: Vps55/Vps68 complex; fungal-type vacuole membrane. The transcript has 3 exons. Gene Ontology annotation, biological process: late endosome to vacuole transport via multivesicular body sorting pathway; protein targeting to vacuole.
AAGACCGCGACCCCAAGUCAUUACAGACAACACCUACGAAGAUAAUACAUCUCCGCGACUUGAUCCGUAUUCAAAAGCCGCAGCCGAGAGCGACGCCGCCUUCGUCACAGAGCCGCGAUCAAGAUGCCCGAGGAGCGCCUAUGGAAGUUCAGAAAGCCGGAAUGGAUGAAUAGCUCCACGGCAAGGAGUGCGGGUGUAUAUGCAGCUGGUGCUCUGUCCUCACUCGCCUUCUUCAUCAUGCUCGAUGCGGCCGUCUGGUCGAAAUCCGCGCGGAACGGCAGCGAUAUCCACAUUGCCUUCAUCGACUGGCUGCCGCUGAUCUUCUCGUUCCUGGGCAUGCUGAUCAUCAACUCGAUCGAGAAGACGCGAUUGUCCGCGGACAGCUUCUCGUACUCGGGAUCGGGGGUCGCGUGGAAGGCGCGGGUGGUGCUGUUCCUGGGGUUUGCGAGUCUGGCGGGGGGCAUGGCGGGCGGCGUUACGGUCCUCGUGCUGAAGUAUGUGGUGCCGCAGACGGUAUGGCCUACGCUCUACAUGGGUGUUUCGAACGUGUUGGCGAAUGGGUUGGUUAUGUUGAGCUCGGUGGUGCUUUGGAUCUCUCAGAACAUGGAGGAUGAGUACGCCUAUAACUUGGCCCUGUGA